AUGCCUCCAAGAAGAGAAGAUCCCGAAAUWGYRAGACUUGUGUCCGAGCAAAUUCUUGCGGCCCUUCCUAAUAUAGUUAGCCAAGUAGCAGCAGGCUUGAACGCUAACCAAGCAAACAACCAAGAUACAACAGCAAAUAAAGAUUGCACAUACAAAGGCUUUAGGGCUUGCAACCCAAAAGAAUUCCAUGGGACAGAAGGAGUCGUGGGAUUACUUAUUUGGAUUGAAGGAAUGGAGUACGUCCUUCAUAUCAAUAAAUGUGCUGAAGGGAGCAAAGUGAAGUUUGCAGCCUGUUUACUGCAAGGACGGGCAUUGACAUGGUGGAAUACCCAGAUACAAACCCGAGGUCGGGAAGUAACCAACAGACUUACGUGGGAAGAAUUCAAGAAAUUACUCAAGGAAGAGUACUGUCCGAGGAGCGAGAUCCAAAAGUUAGAAGUAGAACUGUGGAAUCACGAAAUAAAGGGAAAUGAUGUAGACUCAUACACCGCUCGCUUUCAUGAGCUAGCAAAACUGGUGCCACACUUAGUAUCACCCGAAGAGAACCGAAUUGACCGUUAUGUCUGGGGUUUAGCUCCAGAAAUCCGGGGGAAUGUGACUUCGGCUAAUCCAAAAACACUUCAGGACGCUGUGAACUUAGCGACAAAACUCACCAACAAUGUUAUUCGGUCAGGAUCAUUUGCGAAUGAUAAAGUCAAGGAUAGGAGCUUCGUGUCACUAGAAUUUAGACCAAAGAUUAGUUUAAAGUCACAAAAGCUUAAAGAAGAUUUCGUUAUCGAGUUUGCUAAUGGACAGGAAGUUAGGACUAAAGAUGUAAUCACGAAUUGUACCUUACGUUUAGCCGAACAAGACUUUAGCAUAAACCUUAUUCCAAUCAAAUUAGGAAGCUUUGAUGUAGUUGUGGGUAUGGAUUGGCUAUCCAAAAAUCGAACCGAGAUAUGUUGUUUUGAGAUGACCAUUCGAAUUUUAAAAGAAAGUGAAACGCUCGUGGUGCACAGAGAGAAGUCCCAGAGAAAUUUCAAGUUAGUAACAGGCAUGAAGAUGCAGAAAUACUUGAAAAAGGAAUAUGUCGCAUUUAUGGCCCACAUUGUGGAUAAGGAAAUCGAAGAGAAACGCAUCCAAGAUUUUCCCAUAGUUCGGGAUUUUCCCGAGGUAUUUCCCGAUGAGCUACCAGGAUUACCCCCGUUACGGCAAGUCGAAUUCCACAUUGACUUAAUUCCUGGAGCAGCGCCUGUUGCCAAAUCACCUUAUCGUUUGGCACCAUCGAAAAUGAAAGAAUUGUCAGAACAACUUAAGGAGCUACUCGACAAAAGAUUCAUCAGACCCAGCUCUUCACCCUGGGAAGCUCCAGUACUAUUUGUUAAAAAGAAAGACGGGUCCCUUCGGAUGUUCAUCGAUUAG
Messenger RNA from Cynara cardunculus var. scolymus (artichoke), 1401 nucleotides. RefSeq lists its product as uncharacterized. The record is from RefSeq and is a predicted model, not a curated record. The transcript is spliced from 2 exons. The coding region runs from base 1 to 1401 and encodes 466 amino acids. Lineage: Eukaryota; Viridiplantae; Streptophyta; Magnoliopsida; Asterales; Asteraceae.